AUGUCUUGCGUAUCUGACAGCUCACGUCUUAACAAGUUCUUGCGGGAGAGAUACCUCAAUCUUCCCCAGGGAGAGUUCUGUCAAGUCACUUACGUCUGGAUUGCUUAUUGUGGAAUGGACUUGUGCUACAAGACCCGAACCAUGGACUUUACACCAAAAACCAUAGCUGAUAUACCAGAAUGGGAUACCAUUGGGCAAACUGAAGGAUUCAGCACUGAGAUGCCACUGGCUCCUGCCUGCAUGUUCAGGGACCCCUUUCUUUUGGACCCUAACAAACUGGUCUUUUGUGAGGUGCUCAAGAACACCCGGGAGCCUGCAGAAUCGAACCACCGUAACAGCUGUAACAAGAUCAUGGAGAAGAUCAAAGAGCUUCACCCUUGGUUUGGAAUGGAGCAAGAAUAUACUCUCCUAGGAGUGGAUGGACACCCUUUUGGCUGGCCCAGACUUGGCUUUCCCAAACCACAAGGCACAUAUUACCGUUGUGUUGGUGCUGACAGAGCCUUUGGCAGAGACAUUGUGGAGUGUCAUUAUAAAGCCUGUCUGUAUGCUGGCAUCAAAAUCAGUGGCACUAACCCAGAGGUCAUGCCCUCUCAGUGGGAGUUCCAGGUGGGUCCAUGUGAAGGAAUUGAGAUGGGAGAUCAUCUAUGGAUGGUACGUUUCCUGCUACACAGGGUGUGUGAAGAUUUUGGAGUGGUGGCCACCCUGGAUCCAAAACCCAUGACAGGAGACUGGGACGGAGCUGGUUGCCACAUCAAUGUGAGCACAGUGCAAAUGAGAGCGGAAGGAGGCAUUGAGCACAUUAAUAAAGCCAUCGAGAAACUGAGAAAGCGUCACGCAGAGCAUAUUCGUGUCUACGACCCAAACGGUGGCGAGGACAACAAGCGGCGACUCAUAGGUUGUCAGGUGUUCUCCAGCAUAAAUGAUUUCUCAGCAGGUGUUGCUAACCGCGGGGCCAGCAUUCGUAUCCCCUAUCGGGUGGCUCAGAACAAAUGUGGCUACUUUGAGGACCGCCGUCCUGCUGCCAACUGUGACCCAUAUGCUGUGACCUGCGCAAUGGCCCGCACAUGCAUGCUGGAAGGGGAGGAAGAAUUGAAAUAA
Sinocyclocheilus rhinocerous is the source of this 1098-nucleotide messenger RNA. RefSeq names its product glutamine synthetase-like. Gene Ontology annotation, cellular component: cytoplasm. Gene Ontology annotation, molecular function: glutamine synthetase activity. The record is from RefSeq and is a predicted model, not a curated record. Lineage: Eukaryota; Metazoa; Chordata; Actinopteri; Cypriniformes; Cyprinidae. The transcript is spliced from 6 exons. Bases 1 to 1098 code for a protein of 365 amino acids.